UCCUUUUCAGAAGGCAGGUAUAUCGUAGUCAGGAAACUCGGUUGGGGCCAUUUCGCAACAGUAUGGCUCGCAAAAGACACAAAAAUGAAUCGUCAUGUCGCACUCAAAAUCGUAAAGUCCGCGCCUAGGUACACAGAGACCGCUCUCGAUGAGAUCAAGUUACUCCGACGUCUGAUCACAUCCAACACUCUCCCUCAACCCCCAACCCCAACCCUCCCACAUCCCAUGCCCACACACACCCCGGUCGAUCCCAUGUUAUGUCGUUUUUGGAUCAUUUCCGACAUAAAGGUCCUAACGGCACUCACGUCUGCAUGGUUUCUAAAGUCCUCGGUGAAAACCUACUCGGCCUCAUUAAACGACAUCAAAACAAGGGCGUCCCCGUGCACCUCGUAAAACAGAUCGCAAAACAAGUUCUCCUAGGUCUGGAUUACAUGCACUGUUGUUGUGGUAUAAUUCACACAGGUCAGGACGGUAACCAAACGCCUCGCUCCGAAUCCUUUUUCAUCACCGGAUCUCAGCCCCUACUGUCCCCAUCUUCGUCCUUCAGCAGCAGCCCCAUGUUCGACAAGCUUGCCUUCGGUAUGAGCAAGAUCGAUGGCGAGGCUACCUCCAAACCCGGAUCUUACGGAUCUAGUUCUGUGGCUAAGGAUGGAUCCACUGGAUCAGCUGCGACAACAGGCUUGGGCCUUAUGGACGUCUCCUCCAAGCGUGCAGACUCGACAGAAGUUACUGCAGAGCACAUCUCCACCGUCUCGCUCCAUCCAUCUGGGUUCAACAAGAUGAUGACGCCUCACCCUGCCCACCCCCCUGGGCCUUCGCUACUAACACAAAUGGCACCCUCCCAACUCCCAGUCACGACACCCUCUCAACCACACGCUGCUUCAAGCUCCAAGUCCCUCGUAGAUUCUAACACUGUCGAUCCAAAUCUUUCCAGCUCUGUCAUGUCCAUGGAUUCAGUACUGGCAGAAACAUCAAACAACAUCAAGCCUGCUCGAGAGCACCACGAAGAUCAGAGUCAAAAUUGCAGAUGUUGGGAAUGCUACCUGGGUCGAGCACCAUUUCACAGAUGACAUUCAGACGCGGCAAUACCGGUGUCCGGAGGUCAUUCUAGGCGCCAAGUGGGGGACUAGUGCAGAUGUGUGGAGUGUAGUGUGCAUGGGUAGCAUGCCACACGUUAC
Molecule: messenger RNA, 1178 nt
Organism: Suillus clintonianus
Lineage: Eukaryota; Fungi; Basidiomycota; Agaricomycetes; Boletales; Suillaceae
Exons: 5
Coding region: 258-1070 (270 amino acids)
Biological process (GO): regulation of mRNA processing; spliceosomal complex assembly
Source: RefSeq, a predicted model, not a curated record